This is a messenger RNA of Paramisgurnus dabryanus, 2514 nucleotides long. It is a transcript of the gene neto2b, whose product is annotated as neuropilin (NRP) and tolloid (TLL)-like 2b. Gene Ontology annotation, molecular function: ionotropic glutamate receptor binding. The record is from RefSeq and is a predicted model, not a curated record. Lineage: Eukaryota; Metazoa; Chordata; Actinopteri; Cypriniformes; Cobitidae. Gene Ontology annotation, cellular component: postsynaptic density.
AUGCAAGAGGUCUUGUUUUUGCUUAUCCUGAUAGAGGAGGGUUUUGCAAUGGCACAGAAAACACAAGCAUUGCCUCAGAAUGUAGCCGUUGAGGAUAAGAAGCCGGCCCACUGUGGGACUUUGAUCCAGACAGCCAAUGGAGGAUCAUUCAGUUCUCCAAACUACCCAAAAACCUACCCAGCAAACAAAGAGUGCGUGUACAUUCUGGAGGCCCACCCACGAAAGAGAAUCGAGCUGACAUUUGAUGAUCUCUACUACAUCGAGCCAUCCUUUGAGUGUCGCUUUGAUAACAUUGAAAUUCGCGACGGGCCGUUUGUUUUCUCUCCGUUGAUCAAUCGUUUUUGCGGGGCUCGGAGUCCAGGAGUGGUCACCUCCUCUGGACGCUUCAUGUGGAUCAGGUUUAUCAGUGAUGAGGAGUUAGAAGGACUGGGCUUCAGGGUGAAAUAUUCAUACACGGCGGAUCCUGAAUUUUAUCUUCAUGUUGGAGGACUCUUGAAUCCCAUUCCAGACUGUCAAUUUGAACUAUCUGGAUCAGAUGGUAUAAUCAGAUCUAGUCAGGUUGAGGAGGAAAACAAGGUGAAAUCUGGAGAAGCAAUAGAUUGUAUAUGGACAAUUCGAGCUCCGCCUAUGUCUAAGAUAUAUCUGCGCUUUCUGGACUAUCAGUUGGAGAACUCAAAUGAAUGUAAAAAAAACUUUGUCGCAAUUUACGAAGGCAGCAAUGCCAUUGAAGACCUAAAGGCCAAGUUCUGCAGUACCGUUGCCAAUGACAUCACAAUUGAUAACGCUGUGGGUGUGGUCCGAAUGUGGGCCGACGAGACCAGCAAACUCAGCCGAUUUCGUAUGAUCUUCACAGUCUAUGCUGAACCUCCGUGUUUGGCCAACACAUUUUUUUGUCACAGCAGCAUGUGCAUCAACAACACACUGGUCUGUAAUGGUGUUCAAAACUGUGUGUUCCCCUGGGAUGAGAAUAACUGCAAAGAAAAGAAGUCUAAAAGUGUUUUCCAACAGAUGAGUAAAACUCAUUGCACUGUGAUUGGAGUGGCAUCUGGUGUGGUCUUUCUCCUUCUCAUGAUCUCUGUAUUAAUACAGAUGAAACAGCCGAGAAAGAAGGUUUUAAAUCGAAAGAGUUUGGAAAUGCAGGAAUUCUCGGAGCCUCCCCUCUACGAGCUGUUCUCCAUGCGGGAAGCUGAGAUGUCAGAUGAACUUUCGGAGGAGCUGGAGACUUUGCAGAAACUCCGCCGGUCCUCCAAUACGUCCCGCUGCAUCCACGAGCAUCACUGCGGUGUGCAGGGCAGUGCUCCUCCCGUUGCCAUGGCUACCAGACCGCAUCACCUUGCUCAGGCUUCAGAGGAACUGAGCGGGAUUGUAGGGGCCAGAGGCUGGAGCAGUUACCACGAGCGUAGGAGCGGCUCACACGCUUUCACACGCGGCCCUCGAGCACACCCUUACAGGGCACAGAGUCUGCGUGAGACACUGGAUGAUGGGGAGUUGGGUCUGGAGGAGCGGGUUAUGGAGGAGAUAGGUUACAAUGAUGUUUUCAGCCGUGAAGGUGUUUUGAUGGUGCGUAACCCUGUCCAGCAGCGCUCCCUGUCCAUGGACUUUUGAAUGAUGGGAACGUCAUCUGCUCUUCAAUGUUAGAUGUAAAAAUACAAUACAUACAUGUAGCCUAACUCUAAAUGUCCCAUCAUUUGAUCACUAUUAUUCAGUGACGCCCGGUGACUUCUUUUUCGAGGGCACACGAUGCGACUUCGUCACAACAUGUAUAUAGCUCGUCAUGUGUGUGGUUUGAAAUUUCAAAAUAUGCGUUCGGUGCGUCGAGUGAUCCUACAUGUGCAUCACGUGUCUUAAUAUCUUAAAAUAAGUGCCUGCUGCAGACGCUUUUUAAAGGAUUUAUGAUAAAAGAGAUGCUCGCGUUUGCCAGAUACUCGUAUAAUCUCAUGCAUAAUCAAAGUUUACUGUUAAGGGAGUGUCUUGCAUGUAUUUUAUGAACGUGAGCGUCUCUUUUAUCAUAAACGGUUUUGACGCCUGUGCAGCAGGCACUUAUUUAGACAAAACACGUGAUGCACAUGGUUCACAUGAUGCAACAAACACAUAUUUUGAAAACACGAGCAACACAUGUGACACUCCGAACACUUAUUUUGAAUUUGCGCCCCUCGGAUGAGCAGUCACGAGCCGACACUGCUAUUGUGUUUAGUUUUUUCCUACAUCAAACACUCAUCAAACUUUAUUGACAUGAAUGCACAUUUAUACACUGUUUUCUUGAAAAUCAUUUUUUGCAUUCUCUUAGUAUUUUUGUUUUGUUUUCAGUAAAAAUAUCAGAAAAAUUCUUAAAUUAAGAUGCUUUUUCUUGAUGAGCCAAACAACCCAAGAAAAUAAGUCUAGUUUUUAGACCAAAAAUAUCAAAUUUAAGCGAUUUUCUGCAUAAAACAAGCUAAAAAAAAUCUGCCAAUGGGGUAAGCAAAAAAAUCUUGACAAUUUUUCUUAAACACUAAAUUCAAGAAAAAAAUCAAGAAA